GGGUUUAUAGAAUCCAUAACAGGUAGAGAAUCCAUGGCGCCAAGAAGAGAAAUGUAGAUCCACAGGUAGGGGAGAAUCACGAGAAAUCACUUGCGGCGCUGCUCCGCGAGGAAAUCUUUGCGAAACUGCGAUGAGGAAUCGGGAACUCGAUCGCACAGCGUCAUCGCAGCGAUCCAGGAGUGCGCUAGAAGUAGGGAUUUGCAGAGAGGAUGGAAGCUCCACAGCAAUGCGGUGGAAGGAGGGGAGAUCUCGCGGAUUUCCGUGGCAAAUUCACUGAUCUCGAUGUUCGCCAAGUGUGGGAGCUUGACGGAUGCGCGGAGGGUCUUCGAUGGGAUGGCCAGUCGCAAUGUGGUGUCCUGGACGGCCUUGAUGCUCGGCUACGCGGAGAACAGGGAAGAGAUCAAAGCUCUCGAGGCGCUGGAAAGGAUGGAACGAGAAGAAGGCUGUGCUCCAAACUCGUGGACGUUUGUGGCAGCCGCCAAGGCCUGCUCAAACUUGGCCGCUGCCGAGGAAGGCGAGAUCAUCGAUGGAAGGCUUGUGAAACUUGGAGCGCUGGUGCGAGCAAUGGGAGUCCACUUCCAGGCAGUGGAGAAGAGCUGUGACUCGGACAUCUUUGUGGCGAAUUCCAUCCUCGAUGCUUACGUGAAGUGUGGGAGCUUGGUCGAUGCCCGGAUGGUUUUCGACCGGAUGGUUUGUAGGAGCGUGGUUUCCUGGACGGCUCUGGUGCUGGGAUAUGUAGACAAUGGUGAGGAAGAGGUGGCGCUCGAGCUGGUGUCGUGCAUGGGAGUGGAAGGAUGCGAGCCGAAUGCUCGAACUCUGGUGGCGGCAGUAAAGGCUUGCGCGAGCUUGGCAGAGAAGAAGAAAGUUACCAAGGCCGAGAUCUUGGAGAGAGGAAGGGUCCUUCACUGCCAAGCCGUGGAGCUCGGAUUCGAGGACGAUAUCUACAUCGCAAACACGCUGGUGGACAUGUACGCGAAGUGUGGAAGCGUGGUGAGCGCCCAGCGGGUGUUUGACAGGAUGCCUCGACACACUUCCGUGUCGUGGAACGCUCUCAUGCUGGGCUACUCGAGAAACGGGAGACCGGAAGUUACUCUGGAGCUGUUCGAGAAGAGAAUGGCGACGCUGCGACGAGGCUGGGAAGAGCUCACUGCUGGGACGUUCGUCGCUGCUUUGAAAGCUUGCCUUUGCAUGGCGACGAAGGAGGCCGGGGUGGAAGUUUGCGGCAGGCCCGUGAAGCUGGAAAGCUUGGAGAAAGGCAUGGCUGUUCACGCGCAGGCUCGAAAGUUUGGGUGUGAUCUCGACGUCUGCGUGGGAAGCUCGCUGGUGGACUUGUAUGGAGAGUGUGGAAGCAUGGCUGACGCUUCCAGGGCCUUCGCAAGGAUGCCAGUGCACACGGUUGUUUCGUGGGACGGACUUAUGCUCGGCUACGCGCAAAACGAAGAACCAGGUGCCGCUCUGGAAGUUUUUGCGAGAAUGCUCCAACAAGGCUUGCCACCGGACUCACGAAGCUUUGUGGCGGCACUCAAGGCCUGGACUGGCCUGGCAGCGAUGGAGAACGCGAAGCAAGUAUCCGGGAAGCUUGUCAAGGCCAGGUGCUUGGGAAGAGGCAUAGCUUUGCACGAACAGGCUGAGCAAAGUGGCUUCUACUCGGACAGAUUCGUGGCCGGCACGCUCGUCGACUUGUACUCCAAGUGUGGAAGCCUGUCCCAUGCUCGCCGAGUCUUCGAGGCGAUGAUCCACUGCCGGGACGUGGUGUUCUGGAACGCUCUGAUACUCGGCUACGCGGAGAGCGAGGAGGGAGAAGUGGCUCUGGAGCUCUUCGCUCGGAUGGACUGCGCUCCAGACGUUCUUAGCUUUGCCGCGGCACUCAAAGCUUGCGGAAGCUUGGUUGCGCUGGAGAGGACAAAGCUCGUCCAUGGAGAGAUCAACCGGCGUGGGCUCUUGUCGUCGUCCGAGGAGAAGGAGGUGGUGCUUCUCACGAAUAGCUUGCUCGACGCCUACGCUAAGUGUGGAAGCAUGGAGGACGCUGGGUGUGUCUUCGCUGCCACUUCUUCAUCCACCACCAGGAACUUAGUGACUUGGAACACGCUGGUAGCCGGGCAUAGCCGCCAGGCCAACACGAGAGAGGUGCUGGAGCUCUUCCACGCGCUGCUCGACGAGGGACUCCGCCCAAACGCCGUGACUUUCGUGUGCCUGCUCAUCGCUUGCAGCCGCGGUGGCCUCGUCGAGACUGCCAGGGAUCAAGCACUACCACUGCAUCGUCGAUUCGCUGGGACGUGCCAACCGACUGGACGAGGUCGUGAAGCUCGUCGAAGCGAUGCCUUACAAGCCCAAUGCCGUGACCUGGAGCACCGUGCUGAGCGCGAGCCGGAUCUUCCGAGACGCCGAGGUUGGCAAGCUCGCGUUUGAGUCGUGGAUGAAAGCCGGCGAUGGUGACGACCAGGGAGCAGCCUACGUGCUCUUGGCCAGCCUUUACGAAUCAAAGCGUUGAGCACGUUGGUGCUGUCGAUUUCUUUGUUUCUCAUUGUACAGGAGAUGGAACCUGGCAAAUUCACCACUUUCCACGGAAAGAAUGCUUUGGCUUCGCGUUCUCUUA
Messenger RNA from Selaginella moellendorffii, 2596 nucleotides. Its product is annotated as pentatricopeptide repeat-containing protein At2g13600-like. Lineage: Eukaryota; Viridiplantae; Streptophyta; Lycopodiopsida; Selaginellales; Selaginellaceae. Bases 283 to 2409 code for a protein of 708 amino acids. The transcript is spliced from 2 exons. The record is from RefSeq and is a predicted model, not a curated record. Gene Ontology annotation, biological process: RNA modification. Gene Ontology annotation, molecular function: RNA binding; protein binding.